Messenger RNA from Clupea harengus (Atlantic herring), 1304 nucleotides. RefSeq names its product peroxisomal trans-2-enoyl-CoA reductase (gene pecr). Gene Ontology annotation, biological process: phytol metabolic process. Lineage: Eukaryota; Metazoa; Chordata; Actinopteri; Clupeiformes; Clupeidae. Gene Ontology annotation, cellular component: peroxisome. Gene Ontology annotation, molecular function: trans-2-enoyl-CoA reductase (NADPH) activity. The record is from RefSeq and is a predicted model, not a curated record.
UGAUGUCACGUGAUCAGUUGAAAUACUAAAGUUGCUGGAGCAACAUGGCUGCCUCCAGUGUCUUCAAGGCUGGACUUUUCAACCACAAAGUCGCUAUUGUGACAGGAGGUGGAACGGGUAUUGGAAAAGCUAUCACAUCUGAACUACUUCAGUUGGGCUGCAGUGUAGUUAUAUCUUCACGCAAACUGGAGCGACUGCAAGCGGCUGCUCAAGAACUGUCACAGAAGAUCCCGGCAUCGAGCCCAGCUAAAGUUACCCCGAUAGCAUGCAACAUCCGGAAUGAGGAAGAGGUUAAAAACUUGGUGGGUUCAGUCCUGAAGUCUCAUGGAAAGAUUGACUUCUUGGUUAAUAAUGGUGGCGGCCAGUUUACAAGCCCCGUUGCCAAUAUGACCGUUAAGGGCUGGAAGGCUGUGAUUGACACCAAUCUCACUGGGACAUUCAUUUGCUCUAAAGAAGUCUACAGUGCUUGGAUGAAGGAUCACGGAGGUGUAAUCGUCAACAUCAUUGCUGACAUGUGGAAAGGAUUUCCUGGCAUGGCGCACACAGGAGCUGCUCGAGCUGCAGUGGACAACUUGACCAAAAGUCUGGCCAUAGAGUGGGCUGCCGAUGGAGUUAGGGUCAACUCUGUUGCUCCGGGGACCAUUAUUUCCAAAACGGCUAUGGAAAACUACAAAGACUUUGGUCCAACUCUGUUCAAAAUGUCCAUACCUUUCAGCCCAGCCAAAAGAUUAGGAGUCCCAGAGGAGAUUUCACCAGCUGUGUGCUUCCUUCUGUCCCCGGCUGCCUCAUACAUUUCAGGGGAGACCCUGAAAGUCGACGCUGGACAGAGUCUCUACCACUCCAUGUGGGAAAUUCCAGACCACAGUUCUUGGCCAGAAGCCCCUGAGGGCGAAAACACCGACACCCUGAGAGAGAUUAUGGGCCCCAAAUCCAAACUGUGACCAGAAGCAUAAGGAUUCCAGAAAGCUUGGCCCAGACUGUCCAGGCAGGGAAAGCCUGGGAAACAGUGCCUUGAUCUUGAUGAACUGACCAUAUAUAAUUCAUGCUGCCAUAGGUGUACAGUAAAUCACAAAAGAUGCAUUGAUAUGUCAGUCAAAUCUGCAUAUGGUACACUGAGGUGGGAAAGGAAAUUGCAAGGGAGGUUGGGGGUAAACUGUUGUAAUACUGUUAAUCUAGAGUUUAUGCUCUUAUUUUUGAGCUACACUUUGUAUGUCAUUUGUGAGUGUAAAUAUUUUUGAAAUUAUACCAUGUUUACUCCCUCGUAAAUAUUAAUAUCUCAUGUGAAAUAAAAACUAUAAUGGGUA